Molecule: messenger RNA, 954 nt
Organism: Pelobates cultripes (western spadefoot toad)
Lineage: Eukaryota; Metazoa; Chordata; Amphibia; Anura; Pelobatidae
Source: the annotation of a GenBank genome assembly
AUGGGGGGGCGGAGCCUGGAGCUGAACCUGAACGGACGCACUAACAGAGAGCUCAGAAUAAUCGACGACAACCCGCUUCAAUCUGAGGUACCAGGGUACCAUCCGACGACCCAAACACCCACCCGAGUACCCCUGGAGCCCAAGGCACAGGCGAAUGCCGUUCCAGUUCCCGCAAACGGGUAAAAAGACCCGGCGAAAAUCUGGGGCCUACCUGACACUCCAAACCGCAAGGAGGCCGCAGCAAUCGACGCUCGACACGGCACCUACCUCUUAAAGGACCCCGCGGAACUGGACGGCUACACAAUGGGUCGCAGGUCCCAAAAGCCUCCAUCAACCGCCGGCAGAGGCACCCAAGAUAUCGGCGACAUGCUGCAGAGGCCAAUGGCGCCCAAGAUGGCGACCCCGGCGGAGCGCACGCCAGCCUCUCCAGACGAGGGGGAACAGCAUGGGGCUGGAUUAGAAAUAUCCACCGCUCCCCAAGCCACAGAGUCACUUGCCGGCCAAGACACACAAACCCUGGCUACCAAACAAGAUAUUGCCGACCUCCUGAUGGAAAUGAGGAGAAUGCAUGCAGCAGAUAUCAACCUAAUAAAGACUGAAAUGCAAGCGAUGACCGCACGCACACGGGCCACAGAGGAGGACAUCCUAGAUCUCCAAAGAGAGAUGAGAGAGAUAAAAGACACUUGUUACCAUAUGCAGGCCGCACAGUCCACCCUAAUCACAAGACUGGACCAAACAGAAGACCGCAACAGACGUGCUAACCUAAAAUUAAGGGGGAUCCCAGACACCAUAGACUCAUCAGAACUACCCCACUACCUCAGACGUCUCAUAGCGACGCUUCUGCCACCUGCUCAGGCAAAAAACUUGUAUUGGACGGCUGUUUUAGAAUCAGAAAAGCCAGACAAGCACCAACGGACGCCCCUCAAGAUGUCAUUAUCCGAUGUCACUCCGUGA